AUGGGCUCCCUUGCAAUCUGUCCAUUGGUGGCAUUCCAGUGUGUUUUCCUGACUGGCCUUCUUUGCAAUCUGGCCAUUGGUGGCAUGUCAGUUUCUCAAGCUCUCCUGACUGAGCUCCUUUACAAUCUGUCCAUUGGUGGCAUGUCAGGCUCAUAUUUAUCCCAAGUUUUCCUGACUGAGCUCCUUUGCAAUCUGCAUAUUGGUGGCAUGUCAGUGUCUCAAGCACUUCUGACUGUGCUCCUUUGCAAUUUGUCCAUUAUGGCAUGUCAGGCUGUUGUGAGUGAUUUGAUGGCAUAUUUAGCUGCAUCUCUCUUGACAGGACUCCUUUGCAAUCCAUCCAUUUGUGGCAUGUUAGGGUCUCAAUGUCUUCUCCUGAAUGGGCUCCUUUGCCAUCUCUCCAUUGGUGGCAUAUCAGGGUCUUGGUCUCUACUGAUUGAGCUCUUCACAUUGGUGGAAUACCAGCUUGUGAGUGAUUUGAUGGCAUGUUUAGCUGGAUCUCUCCUGACUUGGCUCCUUUGCAAUCUGUCCAUUGGUGGCAUGUCAGGCUCUCAAGCUUUCCUGACUGGGUUCCUUUGCAACUUGUCUUUUGGUGGCAUGUCAGGGUCUCAAGCCCUCCUGACUGGGAUCCUUUGCAAUCUGUCCACUGGUGGCAUGUUAGGCUCUCAAGCUCUCCUCAAUGGGCUCAUUUCCCAUCUUUCCAUUGGUGGCACAACAGGGUUGUGUGGGUGCUCCAAUGGUACAUUCAGCUCACACACUGCUGACUCAGCUCCUUUGCGAUUUGUCCAUUGGUGGCAUGUCAGUGUCUCAAGCUCUGCUGAUUGGGUUCCUUUGCAAUUUGUCCACUGGUGGCAUGUUAGGCUGCUCCUUCCCACCUGUCAUGUUGGCUGUAUGACAGAUUUCAUUUACACCUGGUUGUAUGACAGGUUGGUGGUUCUUCUGAAUGCCCAUACUUCUAUCUUUCAUGCUGGUGGUAUGACAGGUGAAACUGGAUGUCUGCUGAAAGGCCUCACUUGCACUCUUCACAAUGGUGGCAUUGCAGUGUUAUGGCCAGGUGGAGACCUGCUGACUGGACUCACUUGCACUCUUCAUGGUGGUGCCAUUGCAGCAGUUGAAUGUCUGCUGAUUUGGCUUGCAUUUGCACUUUACAUGUUCAUGGCAUCACAGGGACUGGAUCCCUGCUCACUGGGCUCAUUUUCACUCUAUAUUGGUCACAUGCCAGGAUGUUCAACUGGAUUUCUGCUUAAUGUGCUCACUUGCAUUCUGUAUGCUGGUGGUCUGGCAGUUUAUGUUUUCUCACCUCUGCUCUUUGGCAUGCUGGUGGCAUGUCAGAAAGUGAAUGACUUCAUAAUAAAAACAUGUUUCCCUGUUGGUGUUGGGGGCAUGAUAGCAUCUGGAACUCUACUUAGCAUUACUUUCAUUAGCCAGAUAUCCUUCCUAAUCACUCCCAUUUCCAUUCUUGUUGCACUUUGCCAAUCAGACUUCUGUAAGUGCUAUGUUUGUGAUUUGCAUCAUUUGAUUGCCAUCACCCUUGGUGCAUUGAUGUGA
This is a messenger RNA of Pisolithus orientalis, 1545 nucleotides long. RefSeq lists its product as uncharacterized. The record is from RefSeq and is a predicted model, not a curated record. The transcript has 29 exons. The coding region runs from base 1 to 1545 and encodes 514 amino acids. NCBI's taxonomy places the organism in Eukaryota, Fungi, Basidiomycota, Agaricomycetes, Boletales, Pisolithaceae.